UGUAAUUGAACUUCCGGCAGCAGUCAGUCCAGCUAAAAUGGAGUCCCGGCAGUUGCUGAGUGACACCAAAUGCUUGAUCAUUUAACUCCUUCACAUAUUCAUCAUAUAUAUCUAUGUGUGUCGCACACAUAUAUAAUAAGUACUUAUUUGACGGACUACCUACUUUACAUUAUUUACAUAAAACGGCUAAUGUACAUGAAAAAUGCCACUCGAAGACCCGUUCUUUGUCGUCAGAGAGUAUCUUAUGAUGCUCUGAAUCCCAAUUUGAAGUGCAGAAAGCAGUUCACACUGCACAGGGUUUAUACAUGAGAUGGUGUGAGCUGCAGGAAGAUCUUGGCUCCAUUACAAAGGAGGAACUCGAUUGGACAACCAAUGAACUGCGCAACAGCCUUCGUAGUAUUGAAUGGGACCUUGAAGACCUAGAAGAAACGAUAGGUAUUGUGGAGAAGAAUCCAAAAAAAUUCAAAAUCACUGAUGAGGAAUUGCGAGAGAGAAGAGGCUUCAUAGAGAAGACGAAGCAGGUGGUGAGGGAAAUUAAAGAUCAUAUGGCCAGCCCGGCUACAAAGUCAAAAGAACAAGCAAAAGUUAGACAAGCAUUAUUAACUACUAACGGACCAAGCACUAACAGAAUGGAUACCCGAUAUUCAAGACUUGACACAGAGAUGGAAAGAAGUAACCAAAGAUUUAUUGAUGAUAAUGAACAACAACAACAGAUGUUGAUUAACAAUCAAGAUGACCAACUGGACAUGAUAGGAGCCAGUGUUGGUGUUCUGAAAAAUAUGAGUCACCAAAUCGGCAAUGAACUGGAUGACCAAAAUGUAAUGUUAAGAGACUUUCACAAAGAUUUGGAAAGUGCUGAUUCUAGAUUAGACAGUGUGAUGAAGAAAAUGGCAAAAGUGUUACACAUGUCAAAUGAUCGACGCCAAUGGUGUGCAAUUGUUGUGUUGAUAGUUAUAAUGGUGAUUAUCAUAGCUCUAUUUUUUAUACUCUGAUGAAGUGGGAUUGUUGCUGGCAUUGUGGUUUCUUUUUUUUUUUUUUUUUUUUUUUUUUUUUGAGGUGGGUGGGUAUGGAUAGGAAUGGUCGGUAUAUGGCCGAAAUCAUACAAGUGUCUGAGCUACUCUACAACAACAACACCAACAUGAAAAGAAAAGAAGAAAAAACAAAAUGGAAAAAAAGAACAAAUAAUAAACACACAAAAAGUGGUUAUUUGUUCCUGCCUGAUUUUGGUGAUUCUAUGCAUAUUCUGAAUACACUAAACUUUUAACAGCAACACCAGUAGUAACAACAACAGUUUGUAGCGCAGCCACUGCCUGCACUGGGCUGCAGAAGAAACUCCCAACCAUUGAUAAUACCCCCUUCCCCCCACAUUCACAUUUCUGUAACUAAAACAACAAAGCACCACUCAGUUCUAGUGUCUGUGUUUGGGAUAUGACGCCUGUUCACUGCUGUCCAUUCUUCGAGGACUUUCAGAAGUUCAGAAGUCUGGAAGCUGAAAAUGUUGGCUGAUCUAGAAGAUAGAAGUGUGGCCUGCAACAUUCCAGCACCUGUUAUGGUCCAAUGUGAAUCUCUUGUAAACAGAUUUAUAAAUCAAACAGACAAGAUUUGGUUUUGUUUAUAUUUUAUUAAUACCAUUAUUAUUAUUGAUUUUUGGUUCUUCUUUUAUUCUCAAAGACACUGGUUGGUAUAAAGUGAAAGGAGGGAAAAAAACGAAAAACAGAAAAUAAGACACUUAUCAACUUACUAAUUAAGCUAACAAAAACUUUGUAUGUCUUGAGGCCUAUUAUUUACUCUUCAUUACAAACAUCCUUAGAUUUUCUGCACACACACACACACACACACAUACAUGGUGUCAUAUAUUGAUACACAUGUACAAACAUAUGUGAAAUAUUUGCAGUUUCCAAAAGACUUGUUUCUAAUUUAACUAUUUUAGUUUAAUCAUAAUUUUCAUCAUCACCAUCAUUAAUCAUGUUUCUCUUUUCUGUUAAAUUUUACUUUCAACACUUAAAUAUAAAAACUAUAAUACUUGAAAAAAAAAAAAAAAUACCAACAAAGUAAAUGAAACCAUUUACUAAAGCUAUAGACAUGUUCCAAUGUAAAUUUGAUUGGUUAGUUCAAUUUGUUUGAGAAAGAAAAGAAAAUAAUAAAUUAUGCAACAUACCUUCAGAAGAAGAUAGACUGAAAGUAGUAUCUUCUUUUA
This is a messenger RNA of Octopus bimaculoides (California two-spot octopus), 2197 nucleotides long. Its product is annotated as syntaxin-6. NCBI's taxonomy places the organism in Eukaryota, Metazoa, Mollusca, Cephalopoda, Octopoda, Octopodidae. Gene Ontology annotation, biological process: Golgi vesicle transport. Gene Ontology annotation, cellular component: membrane. The record is from RefSeq and is a predicted model, not a curated record.